Molecule: messenger RNA, 967 nt
Organism: Gracilinanus agilis (Agile Gracile Mouse Opossum)
Lineage: Eukaryota; Metazoa; Chordata; Mammalia; Didelphimorphia; Didelphidae
Product: KIAA0040 ortholog
Exons: 1
Coding region: 87-380 (97 amino acids)
Source: RefSeq, a predicted model, not a curated record
UACACAUCAAAGAGAGAGAGUCAAAGUGACUCACUUAAAAGGUAGUGAGCAGUAAGAUUUAAUCUGCCUUGAUCUAGUCACAUCCCAUGGAGAAAAUCAGCUCCUUCUUCAGCUCCCUCUGGAAUCUCAUCUAUACCAAACAUGAGCAGGGUCUCUUCAAUACCAUAUGCCUGGGGAUACUCUUGGGGCUUCCUGUCCUGGUUAUUCUAGCACUCUUAUUCGUCUGCUGCCAUUGCUGCUGGAGCAGACCAGGCAAGAACAAUGGUCAUUCAGAAAGGAACAAGAAGAAGAAGAAGAAAAAGAAGGAUGAAGAGGACCUAUGGAUCUCUGCUCAACCCAAGCUUCUUCAGCUGGAGAAGAGGCCAUCAUUGCCUGUCUAGCAGGAGGUAGAAAGCAAAGGCAUCCUCUUCCUGAGACUUGGAACCUUAGAUCCAGCCACCAUUGUUCAGGGAGGAAGAAAUCCCCAGUGUGGCUACCCUGAGUAACUUCUAAACUAAGAUACUCCAAAGCUGGCAAACAAAACAGCCUGAGACUCAUCAUAGUGAACAGACUUACAUGGAAACCCACAUGCAAGGGGUAUUUUAGUCAAUCUGAUCACAGCUUAACCACUGUGGGUGCUCACGAAAGGAACAAUAUUUAAUAGCACCUAUUGCAAUAGGUACAUUCACAGGCUCAUGCCUACAUUUAAAAGACAAAUAGCUAUCCUAUCAUACCCAAGGGCACAAAUACACUGUAAUGCACAGGAAAAAAAGGACAAAAAAAUCAAUGUGUGCACAAACAUACGACCAGGUACAUAGGCAGGUGUACAAGGACAUAACACACUUCUCUGCACCAGUUCACAUCUGUAGAGUCUCUUAUAAAGACAUGCUCAACUCUGUGCAUGUGUGCAAAAAUAUUAAAAAUGUCAGGAAUGCUUUGCUGACCACUGUCUCCAUUGCUGCAACUUCUAGACAUAGGUCAAGUUGUA